AGGAGAGACAGAGACAGAGACCUAGCUAGCUCCCACCAAACAGGGACCAGCCUAACACCUCUUGCUCCCCCUCCCAUUACUCCCUCAUUUUCUUUUUGCAGUUUGGGUGGCCAUCAAGGAAACUUGGGGUUCACUGAACCCCGAGAGGCCAGCAAGGCUGCUUUUGUACAACUUUAUUUCUCUUCUCAGGAACAUCAGCAUUGGAGACUUCAAGUCUACCCUGCAACAAUAAGGGUGGAAAAAAGUAAUGUCUGAGCCAGAAGUCUUAUCUGUUGCCAGUUAGCGGGUAACCGUAAAGAAGUCUUUGGCACCUGAUGGACAAAUAAAUGAGUGCCAGGCGUGGCCAGGCCAGGGUGUGUGGGGAGGAGAGCAAACGUUUUGCAAGGUGAACAUUCAAGGUAAAUGUGCAGACGCAUGAAUGUGUGGGUGUGCUGCUGACCUCUGAUGUUCACAGUAACUGACUGGUGCGGCUCGCAGUUCCCGCUUGGGAGACACAUGGAUUGAUUUGAGGGGAGAGAAGUAGUUGACUCUUUGCGGACAGGAGCAUUUCCCCAAAAGGAAGGGUCUCUGAAUCCCAAGCAUUGGUGUUUUCUAAGCCCUGUGAUUACAGGUGAAGGGCAAGUGAGCCAGGAAGGUGAAAAGCAAAAGGCAACUGAGCUGUGGAAGGUAAGGAUGCUCUCCUUGGUCCACACAGGUUGGCAGCAAUGGCUUGCCAGGGCUUCAGAUGGGGCUGCUCCUUGUCCUACCUGGAGAUGCCAAUGGGGAUUGAAUCAGGGACAGGUACUCUGCCACUGAGCAAAGGUCCUUCCCCAAGGUUGAUGGGAGUCAUCAGAAACCCACCAACUCUGGAGGUCCACCACGGGUUCACCAUCUCUGCACUUAAGGGGGUUACGAUUCUGCUGUCACUCUUGCUUCCUCAACAUCUUUUAACUGUCCCUCUUCUACCACUGAAGGAAACACACACUAUUCCCCUCUCAGCUCUGUAAUGCCCUUCCCAAGCAAAUUUGUUGCAUCUCCUUAAAAGAGUCAGAGAGCCCUGAAGCAUUGCUGCCUGAAGGCUGGUGCCCCUGGGACUGCAGAGCACUUCUGAUGUCUUUGAGCAAAGGAGACAGGUGCUGAUCUCCUGGUAAGUAUGGAAAGACAGUUACCUGGACGCUGACCUUCCUUCCUCCCUGUUUUCAUGACUCAGGAGCAAAUACAUUUUCCCCAGUCCCAGCCUUGUUAUUUUGCUUUUCGUGUGCUCACUCUUACUUCUCCCUAAGAUUGCAUUGCUUCUUUACUUGUCAUCUUAUCGGUUCUUGUUCAUUGCAGGAGGUCUGUUAAUCAGGAGGAACAAGAAUUGCUCUCAUUUCCCCUUGCCCCCCACAACUGGAGUUUCCCACGACAGGGUGCUGGGCUUCCAGGACUAGGUUAAGAAAAGAAACUGGUGGGCAAAAUGGCCAGGAAGAUGAGCAUCGACCAGCUGGAAGACCAGCUGCUCUGCCCCAUUUGCCUGGAAGUCUUCAAAGAGCCCCUGAUGCUCCAGUGUGGGCAUUCCUACUGCAAGAUCUGCGUGGUCGCGCUUUCAGUUGACCUGGAGAGCCAGUUCCUUUGCCCAGUGUGCCGGAAGGCUGUGGACUGCAGCAGUUCCCCACCCAACGUCAACCUGGCUCGUAUCAUUGAGGCGCUGCAUGCUGCAGGCAGCUCAGAUCCCAACGAAGAGUCCUGCCCUAAUCACCACAACCCCCUCAGCCUCUUCUGUGAGCAAGACCAGGAGGUGAUCUGUGGUCUCUGUGGCACCAUCGGCACCCAUCAGCACCAUAAGGUCACCCCCAUCUCGACCAUCUACAGCCGGAUGAAGGAGAAGCUCUCUGCAUGGAUGACGGAGGUGCAGAAGCAGAAGGGGAGCUUGGAUGAGCAUGUCAGCAGGCUGAUGAACAACAAGACACGCAUUGCGAACGAGUCCGAUGUCUUCAAAUGGGUGGUCCGGAAGCAGUUCCAGGAACUGCACAGGUACAUCGAUGAGGAGAAGGCUAGGUUCCUGGGGCGGAUUGAGAGGGAGGCAGGCCAACUUAUCGCCUCCAUCGAAGUCCAGGUGAAUCAGACGGCAGACAUCUUGCAGAAGCUGAAGGAGCUGGAGAAUUCCCUGGAGAAACUCAACAACGAAGGCCAGUUGGAUUUCAUAAGGAAAUACAGAUCUCUUCCCUCCAGGUCUGAGCUCCCCCGCCAGCAUCUGGCUGAUGGUAUGUUCAGCGCAGUCUCCUUUAAGCCUGACUUCCACCAAGAUGACAUCAAGAUGAUGGUGUGGAAGAGACUACUACGCAAAGUCCUCCCAGCUCCAGAGAUGCUGAAACUGGACCCAGUGAGUGCGCACCCCAUCCUGGAGCUGUCCAAGGGAAACACCAUGGUCCAGUGUGGGGUGUUCUUCCAGAGGCGAGGCAGCAACCCUGACCGCUUCGACUACAGCAACUGCAUCCUGGGUAACAAGGGCUUCUCCUGGGGGAGGCACUACUGGGAGGUGAUUGUGGGCCUCAAGAGCCACUGGCGUUUGGGCAUCGUCAAAGCCACGGUCAGCCGCAAGGGCAAGCUGAACAAGAGCCCUGAGCAUGGGGUGUGGCUAAUCGGCCUGAAGGAGGGCAAGGUCUAUGAGGCCUUCAACAACCCACGUGUGGUGCUGCCGCUCUCAGCCCGCCCCCAGCGCAUCGGGGUCUACUUGCACUACGAGAAGGGUGAGCUGACCUUCUACAAUGCAGACAGCCCUGACGAACUGGUACCAAUUUACACCUUUCAAGCAGAGUUCCAGGGCAAGCUGUACCCCAUCCUGGACAUGUGUUGGCAUGAACGGGGCACCAACACGUUGCCCAUUGUCCUGCCUACGCCCACCAUGCUGCAGGUCCAAGAAGAUGAUGGCCUCAAUGCCCAGGAGCCCACCAAGUUGUAAGUGGGCAGUUCCUGCCUGCUGAGCUGCAGAGUGAGUGCCAUGUUGCUGCAACUGCAGGGGAGAAAGGCACUAGCCACAGACUGCUCUGCUCCAAAGCAUGGCAAGCUCGACUAGAGAAACCCUGAUCAAGGUGUAACUGGAUUUGUAUUCUCACAGGGGAACAGUCCCCACAUAUACAAGGUGGGCUCCAGAGAUUUGUUUGAGAACCUUUUGCCUUCAGCU
Molecule: messenger RNA, 3142 nt
Organism: Podarcis raffonei (Aeolian wall lizard)
Lineage: Eukaryota; Metazoa; Chordata; Lepidosauria; Squamata; Lacertidae
Gene: TRIM50
Product: tripartite motif containing 50
Exons: 6
Coding region: 1436-2920 (494 amino acids)
Molecular function (GO): zinc ion binding; protein binding
Source: RefSeq, a predicted model, not a curated record